AUGACCUCAGUAAUCUCUAAUGCUUCCACUACGCGCAAUUUUCCUCGGUUUCCUCCUGAACUUUGGCUCUCGAUAUUUAGCCUCGCCACCAAUGUCCCUGGUCUACUGAGUUGCGAUGGCCCAACUCCAUCUGAUUUACCGCGCCCCAUCGUCAAGGAAAAUGAGCAGAGACUGCUGAGGGAGUCGCUUAUCACAAAGAGGAAUAUCAUCCUUGUCUGCAGGACAUGGCACGCUCUUGCCACCGAGCUCCUUUAUCGGAGUGUCUUGGUCACUCGCCCAGCUACCCUAUCUUCUUUACUUGUUGCCCUCGACAGAAGAUCCUCUGGAGCAGCUCACCCCGCCCAUGUAGGGUGGUGGACCAGACGACUUGAUGUCUUGAUACAGGAUGACCGUUGCGAGGCAUCUGAUUACUCCCUAUUGGCCAAUGUCAUUCGACGGUUCCCAAACUUGUCGAUCGUCACAUUAUCCAUGCCAAUGCUUCCCUAUAAUGAUUGCUGGCUUCGGCAGUUACCCACAUCAGUCGUGAUGGCGCUAGCUGAAUCUUGCGGUCCAUCAUUGCGCGUAUUUGAUUGUUCUGAGUCCAUUUUGCGCCCCUGCAGAAAGGAUCUGAUGAAGUUGAUAGCUGCAGCACCGAAUUUGAGCGUGCUCCGCUGCCCAAUUUGCUCGCCCAGUGCAGGGGACAAGUUCCCUUCCACCAGACUCGACGUGCCUGUCAUGACCAACUUGCUGUCGGUGUCCCUCAUGUCGGUCUUUUUGCGAGACUACCUGCCUGAAGACAGAGACGCCAACCACUUCCCAGCUCUCCGGCAACUUACCUACGAUUGCAUCCCUCCUCCAUUCCUUGACCAUACUUGGAAAAAUUUUGUGAAGCUGAGCUGCGCGAAUGUUACUACCGUGCACCUCGACUUUCCCCUUCAAGGCGACUCGCUUCAGAAGGAGCUGGACCUACUCAGCGAAUGUUGCCGUUCUUUGAACGAUCUUGUCGUUUAUCUCCGUUCAUGGACGGAGAUCAAACCCAAUCUCUCCCUUCCUCCUUCCGUUUCAUACCUGGGACUAUAUUCCAAGUUACUCAAGACACCCGCGUUCCAUUUUAAACAACUAUUUACCGCUCUUCGUACCAUGUCAGGCUCAAAGCUCAAGACUGUUCGAUUGCUGCACGCGGACACUGUAGAAGAUUUGCAGGAGAACUGGUCUUUGCUAGCGAAUGAACUUGCUGAUAUCACUUCUUGUAUUACCUUCCGCGUCGAGGAAAACGAGGGACAUCCUCUGUUGACUUGA
Suillus paluster is the source of this 1278-nucleotide messenger RNA. RefSeq lists its product as uncharacterized. Lineage: Eukaryota; Fungi; Basidiomycota; Agaricomycetes; Boletales; Suillaceae. The record is from RefSeq and is a predicted model, not a curated record. The transcript is spliced from 2 exons. Bases 1 to 1278 code for a protein of 425 amino acids.